GACAAAGUCUUUAUAAGCAGAUUUCCUCUGCAUUUUUAUAUAUUUUUUUGCAUUAACAAGGUUUGACUCUGGAAAUUAAUUUAUCCUUCAAUUCACAAAACUGUGAGUUUCAGUCGAGCUUAAAAUCUUUGAAGUUUAUCUCAGUUUGGAUUCUUAAUUAUUCAAAUUAUAUAAUCACUACAUUAUCCAAAUAUAAUCGUUUUGCUUAAUUUGAUAUUGUAGUUGUUUAUUUGCCAGAUGACAAUUUAAGUCAUGCUCAAAGAUUCGUGAGAUUUUGUUUUUUGCUAUUCAAACAAAAUAAAACAAAAAAAGUUGGAAACAAAUAAUCAAAUUAAUGUCAAUAAUCAAUAUCUGCUUUUAAAUUGUGUAUCUAGUUUUAAAUCAUCAAUGCCAGCUGUGCACAGGCCAGCUGAUUGGCAGGUUUAUCAUAGGCUUGCAUUAGCAUAAGCCACGCCCCCUGAUAUAAAUAAAGCAGAUUGGGUUCCUCAUCUUAAUCUCCUCGUUGGAUCUAGACUGAUAUACAGCAAUGGUGUGUUUAUUAAUUUCAGCAAUGUUGAUGGGUUUGCUUUCACUUGUCAAAUCUUCUCAGAUAGUCAAUAUAUCAGCUCAACCAGGAAAAAAUUUUACUAUUUGGUGUAAACACACCUCAAACACUGGAAAGACCAUACACUGGUUCAAGCAGACACACGGUGCUGUUCCUGUUGACAUUGUAUACAAGAUGAUAAGCUACCAGCUUAAGGAAAUAUAUGUAAAUUAUUUAAAUGGUUUUCAACAAGACCACUUUGUUAUGUCUCUAAACAAAGAAAACACAUCACUAAGUAUUUUAAAUGUGGAUAUUUCUGAUUCUGCUCUGUACUUCUGUGGUUGGGGCUCUUGGGAGAUUGUGUUUGGGGAUGGAGCACAUCUAGACAUUGAAGGCUUAAAGGGUCCGAUUUCUACUAAGGACUGUCCUAGAAACAUUUUCUAUACGCUGACCUUUAUUUUUGGUGGUAUUAUUGUUAUUCUUCUGAUCGUUACUCUCACCUUUUUUAUUAUUAAGAUCAGAAAAAUACACAAAAAAGAUGAGGAUCAGCAUGCAACUCAACAUCAUGAGGAUGCUCAUUCAUUAGUGUAUGCAGCUUUACGAUUCUCAAAACAGAAAACCAGAAGAGCAGCCGGAGAUAAUGAAGAUAGAGAAGUUAUAUGUUCUGCUACAAGAUGACACCCAAUCAAUUAAUGUAACCUAAGGUUUUGUCAAGGCUCUAAUA
Danio rerio (zebrafish) is the source of this 1247-nucleotide messenger RNA. Lineage: Eukaryota; Metazoa; Chordata; Actinopteri; Cypriniformes; Danionidae. The record is from RefSeq and is a predicted model, not a curated record.